AUGUCGAGUAAACAGCCAUUCAUCAGAGUGAUUCCACUUGGAGCCGGUCAGGAUGUUGGUCGUUCAUGCGUGCUUGUCACUAUGGGCUCAAAAAACAUCAUGUUUGAUUGUGGUAUGCACAUGGGUUACUCUGACCAUCGCCGUUUCCCAGAUUUCACCUAUAUAUCUAAAUCUGGUGAUUAUACCAGCAUGAUUGACUGUGUCAUCAUUUCACACUUUCAUCUGGAUCAUUGUGGAGCUCUGCCAUACUUUACAGAGAUAUGUGGUUAUGAUGGACCUAUUUAUAUGACUGGCCCGACAAAGGCAAUUGCUCCCAUUCUUUUGGAAGAUAUGCGCAAGGUGGUUGUCGAGCGUAAGGGGGAAACCGACUUUUUCACAUCUGUCGACAUCAAAAACUGUAUGCAAAAAGUGAUUGCUGUCAAUCUAAUGGAAACAGUUCAAGUGGAUGCCCAGCUUGAGAUUCGACCUUAUUAUGCGGGCCAUGUGCUUGGAGCAGCCAUGUUUUAUGUGCGUGUAACGGAUGGAUAUGGAGUGACUCAGUCUGUGGUAUAUACAGGCGAUUACAAUAUGACACCCGAUCGGCAUUUGGGUGCUGCUCAGAUUGAUGGCUGCGAACCUGAUCUGAUUAUUACAGAAACAACAUACGCAACAACCAUCAGGGAUUCUAAACGAGCUCGUGAACGAGAUUUUUUAAAAAAAGUGCAUGAUUGUGUGAGUGGUGGGGGCAAGGUCUUGGUUCCGGUGUUUGCACUAGGUCGUGCUCAAGAGCUUCUUAUACUUAUUGAAUCGUAUUGGCGGCGUAUGGAUGAUUUAUGUGACAAGGUUCCCGUAUAUUUUUCAACCGGACUCACUGAGCGUGCCAACGAAUACUACAAGCUUUUUAUUUCUUGGACAAAUGAAAAUGUCAAGUCGGCGCUGGUGGAACGAAACAUGUUUGAUUUUGCUCAUAUUCGUUCAUGGAGCCAUUCCUUUGCCGAUGAGCCAGGGGCAAUGGUACUGUUUGCUACUCCUGGAAUGUUACAUGCGGGAACUUCUUUGGAAGUAUUUAAAAAGUGGUGCCACGAUCCAAAAAAUAUGAUCAUCAUGCCUGGAUACUGUGUAGCUGGAACGGUUGGCGCCAAAGUGCUUGCAGGUGAAAAAGUCAUUAAUGUGGAUCGCUUUACAAAGCUAAAUGUGAAUCUCCAAAUCAGCAACUUGUCGUUUUCUGCCCAUGCAGAUGCAAAGGGAAUUUUACAACUUAUUCGUGCAUCUAAAGCCAAAAAUGUCAUGCUUGUUCAUGGCGAAAAGAAAAAAAUGGCUCAGUUGAAGAUUCGCAUUGAGCGAGAACUUGGCAUACCUUGUUUUGACCCAGCAAAUGGUGCAGCAAUCUGUAUUCCCACCAAACUUGAAAUUCCAGCGCUUGUUUCUAAACUACUGGUUUCAAAA
Molecule: messenger RNA, 1425 nt
Organism: Batrachochytrium dendrobatidis JAM81
Lineage: Eukaryota; Fungi; Chytridiomycota; Chytridiomycetes; Rhizophydiales
Exons: 1
Biological process (GO): snRNA processing
Cellular component (GO): nucleus
Molecular function (GO): RNA endonuclease activity
Source: RefSeq, a predicted model, not a curated record